ACAGACUGGGCGAAGCCCAAGACUGUCACAUCCGUAUGCCGCAAAGUCUGACAGUAUUUGAGAAUCGGGACCCUUGGCCAAGACUUGCGGGACAGGAGGAUUCGGACAAAUUGAAUAUAAGAUUACAGACUAAACUUACGUCCCUGGUACCGUAUAUUCCGUAUUCUAUACGAAAAGUGAGUAAUCUGAUGAUUAGUCUAUGAUCUUAUAUUCACUUGGUCGAAAUCCUCCUGUGCAGUGGUCUUGACCAAGGGUCCCGGUUUUCAAAUACCAUACUCCGUACGUAGUACCGAGUACGUAUAUAUGCCUGGGUCGUCAUCAACCAAACAUCAACCUCCCACCUUCCGUAUGCUGUUCGAAAUUAAUCCUUGACUUGAAAGACUCGCUCGCCAUCGGCUGCAAUCCACCCGAAAAACAAUCAAAAUGGACGGAAACUCGCAACAAAAGACCAUCCCGACGGUGUACAACAUGUCCUCCUCCAAAGCCCGAGAAGUUCUCUGGGCGCUAGAGGAGAUUGCUGACGCCGGCAUCAAGUACAAUAUCGUGAAUCUUCCUCGGAGAGGCGCGGACACCACCAAAGUACUCAAAUCACACUUUCCGCUCGGAAAGUCGCCCACAGUUACGCUGGAACACGUCGACGGGGAAGCGGAAGUCACAUAUCAGAUCAUACCGAACGUCCUGACCGAAACGCGACUCAUCCUCCAGUUCAUCUCGGACCACUACACCGACGGCAUCUGGAUCCCGGAGUCAGAGGAAGACAAAGCGCGAGACACCUUCUUCCAGGAGUUCGCGAAUGGCUCUCUACUGGCCAAAGUCAACUUCAUCGUCACGUUCGAAGUCAUUCCAGCCAUGCUAUUCUUCCCAUUACGACAGCUUACCCUGCUAAUGGUGCUGCCUAUCCGCCUUCACUUCAUGAACGAUCUGACUAUCUCCUACCAAAUCCUAGAUGAUGCACUGUCCGAGGAGCGACCGUGGUUCUCAGGCAAGAAACUCGGCUUGGCUGACCUCAACAUGAUCUUUCCCAUGGACCAGGCGGUUGGCGGAGGCUACAUCAAAUUGGAGAAAUAUCCCAAAUUAGCCAAAUGGCACGACACAGUGAUAAAUCGGCCGGCAUACAAACGGGCGUUGGAAAAAGGAGGACCGUACGAUCUUGCAACGUACGCCUAGAUCCCGCUUCGGAAAUUUGUGAGGGUGCUUUCCUGCUUUCCUGCUGUAUCUUCUGUUGGAUCGAAUGGGCAAAAGAAUCCGAAAAAAAGCAUUUAUAAAACGCAUGGAUUCUUUGACCCCGGCCUCCCAAAAUUUGUCAACCUAACUACUGUUCCAAGAUGACUUGGGAGAAUCGAUCAGAAAUGGCGGCGAGAGAGACCCGGCCACGGGUUUGUUCAGCCUUUUGAGCAAUCUGAAGUAAUAGUAAC
Eremomyces bilateralis CBS 781.70 is the source of this 1415-nucleotide messenger RNA. Its product is annotated as putative glutathione S-transferase. The record is from RefSeq and is a predicted model, not a curated record. The coding region runs from base 424 to 1167 and encodes 247 amino acids. The transcript has a single exon. Lineage: Eukaryota; Fungi; Ascomycota; Dothideomycetes; Eremomycetales; Eremomycetaceae.